CUGAUGUCAGGAGUUCAGUGCAGCAUUUCAUGGUGCAGGGGUGUAAGAGGUUUGUUCGCAGCGGAGCUACUGUACCUUCCCAUCACAGCAACCAUACACAUGCAAGUCUGGGAAUCGAGAUGUCUCGCAGUAAACAGUUUUUAUUUUUUUCUUUGGUAUUUUUGUACCUGGUUCCCGCAGUGAAUCUUAAAAGGAUUUUCAGAUGCCCUUCUGCGUGCACUUGCUCCAAAGAGUCCAUUAUUUGCGUCGGCUCUUCAUCUGUCCCACGGAUUAUCCCUAAUGACAUCAAUUCCCUGAGUAUUGUAAAUGGAACCUUUUCCGAAAUUAAGGAGGGGAUGUUUUCACAUAUGCCUUCUUUGCAGCUACUGCUUCUUAAUUCAAAUUCAUUCACCACUAUAAAGGAUGAUGCAUUUUCUGGGCUUCCACACCUUGAAUAUCUAUUCAUUGAAAACAACAGGAUAGAGACAACAUCUAAAUUUGCUUUCCGGGGUCUUCGAGAUUUGACCCAUCUGUCUUUGGCGAACAACAAUAUCAAGGUUUUGCAAAGAGAGGUCUUUGGUGAUUUGGACUCUUUGAUAGAGCUAGAUUUGAGAGGAAAUGCUUUGGAAUGUGACUGCAAAGCCAAGUGGCUCAUGACCUGGCUUAAAACUACCAAUGCCACAGUGUCUGACGUGUAUUGUGCUGGACCAGCCGAAAUGAAGGGCAAAAGGUUGAAUGAUAUUCCAAGCCUGCACAAGGAGUGCACAUCUACAGACUUUGUCCUCCAUCAAUCUCUGGCAUUUCAGUCUUUGUCGGUGGACACCUUUCAUUAUAAAAAUGAUGUCUUUGCUGCCAUUGCUGCUCCGAACACAGAAAACUGCAUGGUGAUGCAAUGGGACCAUAUUGAUAAAAAUUUCAGGAGCCAUGAUAAUAUUACAGGGCAGUCAAUUGUUGAAUGCAAAUGCGUAUUGAUUGAAGAUCAGAUUUUUAUCAUAGUGGCGCAGCUUUUCGGAGGCUCCCAUAUCUACAAGUAUGAUGAAAGCCAGACCAAGUUCAUCAAGUUCCAAGACAUUGAAGUUUCCAAAAUCUCCAAGCCCAACGAUAUUGAAGUGUUCCAAAUCGAGAAGGACUGGUUCUUCGUCAUUGCAGACAGCUCCAAAGCUGGACUAUCCACUCUUUACAAGUGGAACAGUAAGGGUUUUUACUCCUAUCAAUCCCUUCAUGAGUGGUUUCGGGAUACAGAUGCUGAGUUUUUAGAUUUGGAUGGGAAGCCUCACUUGAUCUUAGCCAGUCGCUCCCAGAUCCCGGUGAUUUUUCAGUGGAAUAAAAGCACCAAAAAGUUCACCCCACAUAGUGAGAUUCCCAACAUGGAGGACGUUGUGGCUGUGAAAACCUUUCACAUCAAAGGAGAGCUGUACUUAGCUAUGACCCGCUUCAUCGGGGACUCCAAGGUGCUCAAAUGGAGCAAUAAGCAGUUUGUGGAAGUCCAGGCCUUGCCUUCCCGGGGCUCUAUGGUCUUACAACCCUUCUCCUUCAAGGACAGACACUAUCUUGCCUUGGGAAGCGAUUACACCUUCUCACAGAUAUACCUCUGGGACGAAGAGAAAAAACUCUUUGACAAAUUCAAGGAGAUCUACAUCCAGGCUCCGCGCUCCUUUACUGUAGUGUCCACUGACCGCCAGGAUUUCAUCUUCUCCUCCAGCUUCAAGGGCAACACCCAGAUUUUCGAGCACACCCUGGUGGAUUUGAGCUUGUGAAUGCAGGCACUUAACCCAAUCUUCUGUGAUCAAGCUCAUGAAAAAGACUUCACUUUUCAUUUAUGUCAGGUAUUUAUUCAUGUUCAAUACUUCCUGCAUUUUUACUAAACUUUUAAUCUGUCGUUGCUAUUGGCACUCUUCUAACUACUUGAUAUUAACACAUAAUGAAUAAUAAUUCCAUUACAUUUGAAGGAGGAGACCCUUCACAGCCAUUAUAAAGCAAUUUCAUUUUCAUUGUAACCAAUUUAGGAAGGAAAAUGGGUUGUGAAUGUCAACUAGAUUCUAGUUGCCACAUUUCCUAUGGUGACAUACUGUAUUACCUCUUCAAGAGCUGUGUAUUUAACUCCCUGUGGCAUCUGUUAUCCUUGCUUUAUCGCUCAUCAUGACUGUAUGAGGAAACACCCUCUGGAAUACAGUUUGUGCUGAACAAAGAAGAGCCUGACAAGCACAAGCCUUCAUAGGUACUCCACUGUUUCCUAAAGCUCAUCUUUAUUGCACCCGAGGGAAAGAAAAAGAUCCCAUUUAAGCGUUUCUUCUUGAUCCCAUCAGGCAUUUUUAAGAAACGAUUACUGAAAGCCAAGGCUCUAUAUUAACCCCCAAAGUUAUUUAAUGAUGACAACCAAAGCAAACUGUAUAAUGAUGAAGCAGUAUAUGAUACUAGUAUUUUUUAUAGUUAAGCCAUACUGUAGCUCUGGAGUGAUUGGUAAUAGGAUUUGGUUAGCCAGGGACACAGGGUACCUGGAGAAAGUGAAUUAUGAUAUAACUCAAUGCAUGGACAUUCCUAGCACUUGCAGAUAAACAGAACUGCUGUCAAAAUCUAUUCUAAAAAGCCAAUAUUUUAACAAUUAAGAGACUCUGUUUUAUAUGAAUGUAAUAUCAACCAAUUAGGAGUCAACCAAAGCUGGACUUCACUCACUCACGCAAACUUUUUUACCUCUCGUUCUAGCACUGAAAGCUUCCUCUUACAGAAUGCAACAUACUUUUUUAAGUAUUCAGGUUUAUCCUGUGUCCAUGGGAUACCAUAAUGUUGGAAAGUGGCAGGAAAGACUGCCUGGGACUUUCAAACGGUAAAACGCACAGCAUGUCAGUGGUGAGUAGUGAAAAAUGAAUAUUCCCCUCACGUGUUAUAACUUAAUUGAUAAUACAAAACCAAAAGGAAUUCUGUCAGAACAGGGUGUUUUAAAAAACAGAUGUAAAUCUUUUUAAACCACAGUGAAUAGACCACAUUCCUCAGUCAAUAGAGUUAAUUAUUAUAUCCUUAACUUCUAUUUCUUAGAGGGGAAUUUCUCAUUUGAACUCCACACCUGGCUACGGGGGUCUGAUAAAUAUAAAAGAUUGAGGACUUUGAACUAAAGGUAGCUACAGUAGCAGUCCAUCAGAAAAUGCAUUGCUGAUACAUAUAUGUUUUAGACCAAAUCUCAUCAGAACGGUAAGAAACAUAAAAGAUAGAUGUGGGUUUUGUAUUUGCAAAGGUGGCUAUGCACCGCCAUGCCAUCAUAUUCUUAUGAGAGUAGUAAGGUCCAGUACAGCACUGUAUUGAACUGCAGCUGAAGAAACAAUCAGGUAUUGUGCUAUUGCUCCUUCCAACAAAGAGACUAUUGCUCCUGUUGCAAAUAUGACAUGCCAUUCUGAAUGCCAGUAAAAUUAUGCACACAACCCAAAUGAAUAUGCUGCUUGUAAGAGCAUGCCAUUUGAGACCCGAGUGUUAAAUAAAUUCUAGUUUGUACAGUUUUAAAACCUUGAAUAAUCUAUAUUAAGGUACUAAUGUUAGUACCGGUGUGGAAAUAGUACAGUACAGCAUAUGGUAUUAUACUUAAUAGUACCAUUUAAUGAAAUAUGCAAGUUGUAUGAUGUAGACAUUUUUGUAUCAUAAAAGAUACUGUAUAUGGAUAAAAUCUUAUUGAAUGCUAGCCUUGUAGAUAUUCUUGAAAAAUACAAUAAAGAUGCUCAUGAUUAACAAUUUAGGUCUCUUUUUACUUCAAUAAACACAGA
This is a messenger RNA of Lepisosteus oculatus (spotted gar), 3728 nucleotides long. It is a transcript of the gene lgi2a, whose product is annotated as leucine-rich repeat LGI family, member 2a. Gene Ontology annotation, biological process: inhibitory synapse assembly. Gene Ontology annotation, molecular function: protein binding. The record is from RefSeq and is a predicted model, not a curated record. Lineage: Eukaryota; Metazoa; Chordata; Actinopteri; Semionotiformes; Lepisosteidae.